Hemisphaericaspora subhashii is the source of this 1557-nucleotide messenger RNA. RefSeq names its product CCR4-NOT core DEDD family RNase subunit (gene POP2). Gene Ontology annotation, cellular component: CCR4-NOT complex; CCR4-NOT core complex; P-body. Bases 1 to 1557 code for a protein of 518 amino acids. Gene Ontology annotation, molecular function: nucleic acid binding; poly(A)-specific ribonuclease activity. Lineage: Eukaryota; Fungi; Ascomycota; Pichiomycetes; Serinales; Debaryomycetaceae. The record is from RefSeq and is a predicted model, not a curated record. The transcript has a single exon.
AUGAAUGUCAAUCCACAUCUCCAAUAUUUACAGCUGCACCAGUUGCAACAACAGGGACAACAGCAAAUUAACCCUAGUAACCAAUCUCCACAGAUAUCGCUGUUACAGUUGCAACAACAUCAACUUCAACGACAACAGUUACUUAAUCAACACUUGCAACAACAGCAACAACAACAGCAGCAGCAGCAGCAGCAGCAGCAGCAGCAGCAACAACAACAGGUACAACAGCAACAACAACAGGUACAACAGCAACAACAAUUGGGAACACCAAACGCACAACAGCUCACUAGCAAUUUGUUACUUGCCGCUUUGAAUGGAGGAGGAGGAAGUUCUAUUGGUGGGGCAAAUGCUCAAGUAAAUGGAGGGGUGCUUCCAAAUGGAAUGGGCACGUCGACAAUCAAUCCUUUAUUACAAGCCCAGUUACAACAGCUUCAACAACAACAACAACAGCAACAACAGCAGCAACAGCAACAAGCACAAUCUCUUCAAUUCCAGUUACAAUCUCAACAACCACAACAUAUUCAACUGCAAGAUCAACCAGGAGUGAUACAACUGCAGAAUUCUCCUGUUCCUAUAAUUAAAGAAGUCUGGGCCCAGAAUUUGGAACAUGAAUUCCAAACAUUGAGAACAUUCAUUAAUGAUAAAACUUCAAAGGUAUUUAUAGCGAUUCAUCAAGAAAUACCUGGUAUUGUUGCAAGACCAGUUGGAACAUUUAAAUCAUCGUCAGAUUAUCAUUUCCAAACUUUGAGAUCGAAUUCGGAUUUACUUAGCUUAAUUCAAUUAAGUUUCUGUAUUACGAAAUUUAAAAAUAAUGAAAUUAGUAAUAGCGCAAUUUGGCAAUUUAAUUUCUUGUAUGAUUUGACUAAAGAAAUGUACAAUGAAGAACAUUUGGCAAUGUUAGCACAGACUUCACAAAUUAAUUUUCAAAUGCACAUGACACAAGGAAUUUCCCAUCUUAAUUUCGCCGAGUUGAUGAUUGAAAGUGGAUUACUUUUAGAUAACCAGAUCAAUUGGAUAUCAUACCAUGCAGGAUAUGACUUGGGUUUCUUUGUUAGUUUAUUAAUGAAUGAUAGUUUACCUGUUGAUGAAAAGGAUUUCUACUGGUGGUGCAACAAAUAUUUCCCUAACUUUUAUGACUUGAAAUAUAUGGGUAAUCAAUUACUAAAUAAAGCAGGCAAUGAGGAAGGCAAUAAAUCAACGUCAAACAAUAAACCGUCAAUUGAAUAUUUGGCAGAGGAGUUACACUUGUUGCCAAUCUCACCUAUCAUACGUCAACAUUUCGCUAUGGCAUCUCAUUUUGCUGGGCACCAACAACAAUUGACGUCAACAUUACAUGCAUAUUUGUCAAUGGAAUGUUUCAAAGAGCUUUUACGGCAAUCAUCUUUUGAUCUUUCUGUGUUGGAAAGAUUCAAGGGUUUCAUAUGGGGCUUAGGCAGUUUAGGAGGAGAUCCAAUUUCGAACAUAGACGACCUUCGUGUGAAUGGAGGGAUUCCUGCUCCACCCACACCAGUAGCCAGUACUAAAAGUGGGCUCGUACAUUUUGGAAGAAAUGCUUGA